GCCAUGGUUGGCUCAAGCCAUCUCAGCUCAGGGAACUCCUUUAGACCCAUAAGCUGCAUUACUCCGUUUUCACACUACUACAUCCAUCCACCAUGCUUUCCUUACACUACUACGUUCAUAUGGUUUUGUGUGCGUCUGCACACUUGGGGGUGCACGUGCAAGCAAUCCAUCUUAAGCAUGAUGCCCAGCUUGGCAAUUCGCCAGACGCAUACACCCUGGCAUCCGGAUCGUGCCCCCCUGGAUACGCGGCUAUCUCUUCCACUUCGGAGUGCGAUGCAGCUGCAAGUGCGCUCGGACUCACGCCGGGCCCUGGGGUGUCCCACGCCUGGGGUGGCAGCUGUGCGAAAUGGGACGGCGGGUGGGGCGCAUGGGGGAGCACCUGGUACUGGCAUUAUGGCAGCACCCAGUUCAGCGCCGAGCUCAUCUGUGCCGUCUCGCUGGCUCCAACCAGUGUGGCCAGCGCCACGCUCAGCACGCCCAGCCCCACGCCCAGCCCGACGUCCAGCCCGACGCCCAGCCCGACGCUCAGCCCGACGCACAGCCCAACGCUCAGCCCGACGAUGAGCCCGACGCCCAGCCCGAGCUUCCCCGUCGCAGUUCCAAGUUCGGGCGGGGCCGCUGCUACUGGCGAUCCCCAUCUGCAGAAUAUCCACGGAGAGCGGUUCGACGUGAUGAAGCCAGGCAGGCACGUUCUAAUACACAUUCCCCGUGGGGAGCCCGCCCGGAACACGCUGCUCCACGUGGAGGCCGAGGCGAACCGAUUGGGUGGGCAGUGCUCGGACAUGUAUUUUCAGAGGCUGAACAUUACUGGAGCUUGGCCAGAGUCGAAACGAGCAGGAGGGUACCACUACGAAUCGCAAAGUGAUGUCGACGAGAUUCCGGAAUGGAUUAGUCUCGGUAUGCUCGAGCUGAAGGUUGUCCAUGGACGUACACAGCAGGGCACCUUGUACCUGAAUUUCUACGUCAAGCAUCUUGGGCGAGCGGGGCAUGCUGUCGGAGGCUUACUGGGAGAAGAUGACCACUCUGACGUAGAGAUGCCUCCGGAGGCUUGUGCCCAGCGGAUCUCCCUCCUGGCGCAAAGUGCAGACAUGAACAAUCAUGGCUCUGCGCUGUCGGUAGCAGUCGCAAGCUUGGAGUGACUCGUGGCCAGACCAGGUCUGAUUUCACGCUCCCCCUCCUCCGCCCAGCGAGGUCGCUUACUUGGCGCGAAGUGCAGACAUGAGUAGCCAUGGCCCUGCAUUAUCCGCAGCGGUCGCAAGCUUGGAGUGAUUCGUGACCAGGCCCGUUUGCAACUUGCAUCCCUCCCUCCCUUCUUCCUCCCCCCUCCAGCUACACUUCCCCGCUCUGUUUUCCCCCAACCGUACUCCUGCGGCGGCGCGGACGUACCCGCGCCAGGCCCCGUCCUGGGGCCCAGAGCUGAGGGAUUGGACCUUCUUCCCCCCCCUUGGAAUAGAGUCUAGAGCAACAGGGAGCACGUCGUGGAAGAGUUACGGUGGGUGGAC
Messenger RNA from Prorocentrum cordatum, 1502 nucleotides. The record is from the annotation of a GenBank genome assembly. Lineage: Eukaryota; Dinophyceae; Prorocentrales; Prorocentraceae.